Messenger RNA from Thalassophryne amazonica, 1521 nucleotides. RefSeq names its product corepressor interacting with RBPJ, CIR1 (gene cirsr). The coding region runs from base 113 to 1453 and encodes 446 amino acids. The record is from RefSeq and is a predicted model, not a curated record. The transcript has 11 exons. Gene Ontology annotation, biological process: negative regulation of DNA-templated transcription. Gene Ontology annotation, cellular component: nucleus. Gene Ontology annotation, molecular function: transcription corepressor activity. NCBI's taxonomy places the organism in Eukaryota, Metazoa, Chordata, Actinopteri, Batrachoidiformes, Batrachoididae.
CGCGAUUCUCUGCAAAAACGACACAAGUGUCGAUACGAGGCUUCAAAGAGAUACGCUACGGAGCUUUGAUAUAAAUCGUAAAAGUAGUGCUUAAGAUUAUAAUUUUUCAGUCAUGGGGAAGUCGUUUGCCAAUUUUAUGUGUAAGAAAGAUUUUCACCCUGCGUCGAAGUCAAAUAUCAAGAAAGUAUGGAUAGCAGAACAGAAACUGACUUUCGAAAAGAAGAAACAAGAAGAACUUAUGCAGGCGUACCUGAAAGAACAGGACACUUACAACAACAGAUUGUUGAUGGGGGAUGAUCGUGUUAAAAAUGGUCUCAAUUUUAUGUAUGAGGCUCCACCUGGAGCUUCCAAAGAGGAAAAGAAAGAGGAGGGAGAAGCGGAGUACAAAUUUGAGUGGCAGAAGGUGGCUCCUCGUGAGAAGUAUGCAAAGGAUGACAUGAAUAUCAGAGAUCAGCCUUUUGGAAUCCAGGUGCGCAACGUGAGGUGCAUCAAGUGUCACAAAUGGGGCCACGUGAACACGGACAGAGAGUGCCCUCUUUAUGGGCUCUCGGGUAUCAAUGCCAGCACUGUGGCUCCAGAGGAAGCAGCAGGUCCGUCGAUGCACCCCUCGGAGUUAAUGGCAGAGAUGCGAAACAGUGGGUUUGCCCUGAAAAAGUGUGUCCUUGAUAGAAAUGCUACUGUUUGUGAUCCAUCGCAGGUAUAUGUUGCCAGUGAGGAAGAGGAGGAUCCUGAAGUGGAGUUUCUGAAAUCAUUAACCACCAAACAAAAACAGAAGCUGCUCAGAAAACUUGAUCAUCUAGAAAAGCAGAAGUUCAAGAAAAAGAAGAGCAAGAAAGAGAAGAAGACAAAGAAGAAGAGCAAAGGCAAACACAAGAAAACGCGUGAGAGCAGUGAGUCAUCUGAUGACAGCAGUGACAGCCGCUCCGAUUCGAGCAGCCACGGCAAGUUCAAGAGCCGAAAGAGAAAACACAAGGACAAAGAAGCUCGUCGGGACAGCAGCUCUGAGAGCGAGACACGAGUCGAGACUCGGAAAAAGUCCUGUUCUCACAGCCACGGGUCACCGAGUCCUUGCCGCAGACAGAGGCAGCCUGGAGAGGAGCGUGGAGAUUACAGACAAAAGAGGACAGAGAGGGGAAGGAGUAGGAGCAGGGAGAGAAGUCCCCAGGACAAAAACAAGGUGGAGAGAGGUCAGGAGAGACCGAGACACAACAGUCGGGACAGACAUAGACCAAGCAGCUCAAAGCCUGCUUUGGACAGCUGCUGUGAGAGCGGCAGGGAGGACAGAGGAAAAGACAGGCGUCACAGCAGAGAUGCUGAGAAGGACAGAAACAGCACAGAUGGAAUAAAAGGCAGACGUGCAGAUGGGAGGAGCAGAAGCAGAGAGAGGAGGAAGGAAAGAAGCAGGAGUAAAGACAGAAGAGAGAAAAGCCAAGACGGGGCUAAAAGACAGUAACGUUUUAUUUUCUUGCACAGCUAAACAUGAAAAUGUCAUUUGUACUGACAACUUUCAUGGUGUAAAUU